GCUGACCAGUGCACGGGGCUGCAGGGCUUCCUGGUGUUCCACAGCUUCGGGGGGGGCACGGGCUCCGGCUUCACCUCCCUGCUCAUGGAGCGCCUCUCGGUCGACUACGGCAAGAAGUCCAAGCUGGAGUUCUCCAUCUACCCGGCGCCGCAGGUCUCCACGGCCGUGGUGGAGGCCUACAAAUCCAUCCUCACCAUGCUGUACCGCGGGGACGUGGGGCCCAAGGAUGUCAACGUCGCCAUCGCCACCAUCAAGACCAAGCGCAGCAUCCAGUUUGUAGACUGGUGCCCGACUGGUUUCAAGGUGGGCAUCAACUACCAGCCGCCCACGGUGGUGCCCGGGGGGGACCUGGCCAAGGUGCAGCGCGCCGUCUGCAUGCUGAGCAACACCACGGCCAUCGCCGAGGCCUGGGCGCGCCUGGACCACAAGUUUGACCUGAUGUACGCCAAGCGGGCGUUUGUGCACUGGUACGUGGGGGAGGGCAUGGAGGAGGGGG
Pterocles gutturalis (yellow-throated sandgrouse) is the source of this 496-nucleotide messenger RNA. Its product is annotated as tubulin alpha-8 chain-like. Lineage: Eukaryota; Metazoa; Chordata; Aves; Pterocliformes; Pteroclidae. The record is from RefSeq and is a predicted model, not a curated record. Gene Ontology annotation, biological process: mitotic cell cycle; microtubule cytoskeleton organization. The annotation marks the transcript as partial. The transcript is spliced from 2 exons. Gene Ontology annotation, molecular function: structural constituent of cytoskeleton; GTP binding. Gene Ontology annotation, cellular component: microtubule; cytoplasm.